Erpetoichthys calabaricus (reedfish) is the source of this 2003-nucleotide messenger RNA. Its product is annotated as E3 ubiquitin-protein ligase RNF149-like. The record is from RefSeq and is a predicted model, not a curated record. Lineage: Eukaryota; Metazoa; Chordata; Cladistia; Polypteriformes; Polypteridae.
UUCGACAACUUGACACCGCCUCAGAGCCUCAGCUUACUGAAGCUAGCUGCUUACAGCUGAGGCAUAACACGCAGAUAGCAGCUGGGUGAGGAGUUGAAGGGACCGGGCGGAGAGGAGGACAGUCGCGAAGAUAGCUCCUCCACUGGCGGAGGUCAUCUUUUAAGAAAACUGGGACCUGCUGAUGAGGCGGGAAGGAACACGUAAAUAUGCCACAGGAGGGAGACUGCAGGGAAGUAACGAAUAACGGGUUGACACUGACUGCCUGCUACCUGUCCUGAAAGAGGACCUACGCUCACUUUACUGGGAAAAAAGCAAGAGAAGUUUCAGUCACUUUGUUUCAAAACGUAAAUAAUCCUUUAUCUUUCGUGGAAUGAGUCUUAAAGUGUGAUUAAAGGGACCAUUUAUCAACAAGAUAAAUUUGUAAGGUACAAAAUAAUUCCUUCUUGUAGAGUCGACCACCUAUGGGAGGCCAGCUCUGAGUCCCUUGUGCUAAGAUAACACUUAACUUUGGCAAAGAAUCAAGGCCAUGCGUGACGCUUUGCUGGUUACCUGUUCUUCCGUAAAGACUUCAUCAUCUCCCUCGAUGUCAUGGCGGCUCUGGAGGUAUUUUCUGGCUUACCUGUACCUGGCACAGCUGUUCCUAAAGCAGUCCUCUUGCCGUUCCUUGGAAUGGCACACAGCGUUUGUGAGCACCACCUAUCUGGACCCUGAGUCUAAUGUGACCGUCAGUGAACAUACAGAGAGCGGCCGCUAUGGGGACAGCUCCCCCAAAGACACGGUGCAAGGCUACGUGGGUAUCCCUCGCACCAUCAAGGACAUGGAGGGCUGUGACGCCAGCGCAGACUAUUACGUCCCUUCGCUUGGCGGUGCUGACCUACCGGAGUCCUGGAUUGCCCUAGUGGCCCGAGGGAGUUGUACCUUCAAGGACAAGGUGCUGAACGCUGCCCGAAAAAACGCGGUGGCCGUGGUGAUCUACAAUGAAGCGCGUCUGGGAAACGCCACCGUACCGAUGUCUCACAUUGGGACUGGCAGCACAGUUGUGGUUAUGGUUGGAUAUCCUAAAGGGAUUGAAAUUUUAGAGGUUGUACGACGAGGGAUUCCAGUAAAGAUGUCAAUUUCUGUUGGAACGAGACAUGUACAGGAGUUUCUCAGUGGACAAUCAGUGGUUUUUGUAACCAUUGCUUUUAUUGCAAUGAUGAUCAUUUCACUAGCUUGGCUAAUUUUCUACUAUAUACAAAGAUAUCUGUAUGCUGGCUCACAGUUUGGAAAUCAGAACAACAGAAAGGAAACCAAGAAAGCUAUCAGCCAGCUCCUACUGCACACUGUUAAGAGAGGAGACAAGGAAAUAGAUGUCGACUUGGAAAACUGUGCUGUAUGUAUUGAAACCUAUAAGCCUAAAGAUGUUGUCAGAAUUCUUCCUUGCAAGCAUGUGUUCCAUCGGACAUGCAUUGAUCCAUGGUUGCUGGACCAUCGAACCUGCCCAAUGUGUAAACUGGACGUUAUAAAAGCUCUUGGCUUUCUGGUGGACACCGAAGAGGUUCUUGAAGUGGCCAUCCCAGAUUCCUUGCAAGACAGCGUGACCAUUGGCAGCGUUAGCGCAUCCCUGCAAGAAGAUGCAGACAACGAGGCUAGUACCAGCAGCACGCCAUCCCAGCAGGAGGCACGACUGGAAAGGGAGCCCAUGGAAGAGGCAGAGGAGUCAGUAGCUUUACUUGAUGAGAAUCAGAGAUGUGAGAUGAAACGUGACAAGGGUCUGCCAACAGUGGACAACACAGGCUGCUGCUGAGUACUGGUGACACAUGAGGGCCUGAUUGUGUUGUGUCCCAGUUUACUUGUAACUUAAAAGACAUUGUGGUCUGGUGUCAAGAUACUCCAAAUAAUAUAUAAAAAUAUAUUUUAUGUAAUGCCACCUUUCAAAGAAAUAUUCUAUUUCAAAAUGCUGAGAUUAGAAUAGUUUUGAGCAGAAUUAAGUUUACCUGCAGUAAAGUAAACCAAGAAUGUCA